Messenger RNA from Penicillium verhagenii, 1998 nucleotides. RefSeq names its product putative Ste20-like serine/threonine protein kinase. The transcript has 4 exons. Gene Ontology annotation, molecular function: ATP binding; protein kinase activity. NCBI's taxonomy places the organism in Eukaryota, Fungi, Ascomycota, Eurotiomycetes, Eurotiales, Aspergillaceae. The record is from RefSeq and is a predicted model, not a curated record. The coding region runs from base 1 to 1998 and encodes 665 amino acids. Gene Ontology annotation, biological process: protein phosphorylation.
AUGCCCGGACCGAUCGACCCGGAGACCCUCUACACCAAACAAGCAUGUAUUGGUGGUGGAAGCUUCGGCAGGGUCUACAAAGGAGUGGAUAAGAUUACUGGAGAUUCAGUGGCCAUAAAAGUUAUUGAUGUUGAGAAUGCCGAAGAUGAAGUGGACGAGAUUAUCAAGGAGAUUGCGAUCUUGUCUGAGCUGAAGUCUCCGUAUGUCACCAAAUACCAUGGCUCAUACCUCAAGGGCUCUCAUCUUUGGAUCAUUAUGGAGUUCUGCUCUGGGGGCAGUUGUCAUGGCUUGUUGCGCCCCGGUGUGAUCCAUGAAGAGUACAUUGCGAUUAUUCUGCGAGAGCUUCUUCGAGGCUUGGAUUACCUUCAUGGAGAUAAGAAGCUGCAUCGGGAUAUCAAAGCUGCCAACAUUCUCUUGAGUGCCAGUGGGCAGGUCAAAUUGGCAGACUUUGGUGUUUCCGGUCAACUAUCGGCGACAAUGACCAAGAAGAAUACAUUUGUUGGAACUCCUUUUUGGAUGGCUCCGGAAGUCAUCAAGCAAUCAGGUUACGACUACAAAGCGGAUAUCUGGUCUUUGGGAAUUACGGCAAUCGAGCUGGCAUGUGGAGAUCCUCCUUAUGCUGAUAUUCACCCGAUGAAAGUGUUGUUUUUGAUUCCCAAGAAUCCACCUCCGACCCUCAAUGGUAACUUCACAAAGCCUUUCAAACAAUUUGUGGAAUUGUGCUUGCGGCGGGAUCCCAAGGAGCGACCAUCCGCCAAGGAGCUGCUGGAGCACCCGUUCAUCAAACGAGCGAAACGGACAACAUACCUCACUGAGCUUAUUGAACGUGCAGAGCGCUGGCAAGCGACUCACCGAGGUCAAGGAGAUGAUGAUGACGAAUAUGAUGAUGAACCCUACGAUGAACCUACGCAGGAUCCCGGAGCACAUGAGGAUCUUUGGGACUUUGGCACUGUCCGCCCUGCCAAUGGCCGACACAUCGUGCCACCAUUACGUCCAAUGAACGACUCCGCUACCAAUUCUCGUUCUCAGGAAACAGAGGAAUGGGACUUGCAAGACGAGGCCAAACAGGCGCCGCCACCCCAGCCAAUGCCAACUCGAUCUUAUCCUGUAAAUCCUGUAAAUCCCGCCGUUGAAACCUCUCCAUCGAAAAAGCCCCUUCCCCCCUCUAUUCCAUCCUCGCCGGUAAAGCAGACAACCAGCCAGCCAUUGAACACCCCUUCCCGCCAAACCCGCGCAAACAACCCAACAAUCACCCUGGAAGAGAAUUCUCCCGCCAGAGGCCCUAACGAAAGAUAUGCACAGGCAAUGAUGGAAUACGCUAAAGGCCUCCGUGCCGAUGUGUCCCCUCAGCCAAAAUCUCCUGUCGCCGGUUCCAGCCACCAAAUAAGGGAACAAUCGCCGCUCGCCAAAAAGCCUGCACCCGUUCAGCGUCCCCUUCCCGAUAUCAAUGCAAUCCCAGUUCAACCUCGCCAAGCGCCCGUUGCAGCUCUUCAAAAGCAAUCCGACGCAUCAUCCCCGAAUGCGAAACCAUCAUCCGGACUUAAGUCUAAGCUUGCGCCGAAAUACGAGGAGCGUCUUGCUAGACAACACACUCCUACUCCCGGUUCUCGUGGAAACGAGCAGCCAAAACAACUUCCACAACCCCCAGCCAAAGCACCGGUAGACAACGAUCGCGCCACCGCUUACGGAUCUGUGAUCAUUCCCGCUUUGCGUGCAGCUAUGAAUCGACGAGGUCGCAAUCUUACUCGUCUCGACCCAGCACGAAACCCCAACAGCAGACCCACUCCUGAAGAAGAGCAGCAGUGGGAGCGAAGCGUUCGCGUCCAUCGGAACAUGGACCAUAUCGUUGAUGACAUUUCAAAAGCAUUCACCAAUCUCCAUCGCUGGGACAUGGAGGAUCAAGUCCAGAUGGGCGGUGGUGUUGAUGUCACACUUGAUGCUUUCCUGGAGGAAGUUCUGGUGCGACUUCAGCCUGCUUCCACUCCAGAAUCUACUUGA